GUCCCUCCUGCUCCCCCAGCUGCUGUUGUGUCCUGCCUGGCUGCCCGGUGUCUGCUACACUGCUCCCCGCUCUGCCCGCUCCUUCCCCGGACCCCGCCUCGCACCGCCCCGGCUACCGAACUCCCAGUGAAUGCACUAGCCAGCAACCAUGACAGGCAUCGCCGCCGCGUCUUUCUUCUCCAACUCCUGCAGGUUCGGGGGUUGUGGGCUCCAGUUCGAGUCUCUGGCCGAGCUAAUCGUCCACAUCGAGGACAAUCACAUCGACACAGAUCCUCGCGUUCUGGAGAAACAGGAGCAACAACAGCCCACCUACCUGGCCCUGAGCUACAUCAACAGGUUUAUGACGGACGCGGCACGUCGGGAGCAGGAGACCCUGAAGAAGAAGGCCACACCCAAACUUUCCCUGUCAAUCACAGGUGGCGUGUCUCGGAACAGCGUGGCCACACCUCCACGGCACAGCAAUGGCAACCUGACUCCCCCCGUGACUCCUCCCAUCACACCCUCCUCCUCCUUCCGUAGCAGCACGCCCACAGGCAGUGAGUAUGACGAUGAGGAGGUGGACUAUGAGGAGUCAGACAGUGAUGAGUCCUGGACCACGGAGAGUGCCAUCAGCUCGGAGUCUAUCCUCAGCUCCAUGUGUAUGAACGGAGGAGAGGAGAAACCCUUCGCCUGCCCUGUGCCUGGCUGCAAGAAGAGAUACAAGAAUGUGAACGGUAUUAAAUACCAUGCCAAGAACGGCCACCGGACACAGAUCCGUGUGCGGAAGCCCUUCAAGUGCCGCUGUGGGAAGAGCUACAAGACGUCCCAGGGCCUGAGACACCACACCAUCAACUUCCACCCGCCUGUCUCCGCCGACAUCAUCCGCAAGAUGCAGGGCUAGAAAAAUAAAAAUAAACAUUUCCCUAUUCCUCACCAGCACUCCCAACCCCAACCACCAUACACUUUUUCAAUGUCAAUAUCCACCCCACCCCACCUUGACCAACCAACCAAAACAUAUCCCUAUCCCUUCUGGCCCAACCUUAGGGGUGACAACCCAAACCCCUAUCCCUUCUGGCCCAACCUUAGGGGUGACAACCCAAACCCCUAUCCCUUCUGGCCCAACCUUAGGGGUGACAACCCAAACCCCUAUUCCUUCUGGCCCAACCUUAAUAUGCUGACCACACCGCCCACGUUGCAAAAUAAAUGUACAGAUCCAUGUCAUUCAGUCAUUACACCCACACUGCUGGUGUCUGUUCUAUUUGUGAUGCUUAACGCACUGCAAGUCCCGCCUCUCCCAUUUCAUUUGUUUUUAGGAGCAUAUGCUCACGUGGGUGAUUGAAAGAUGAACUGAGGUCCACACUCCAGUCCAGUCUGUUGUGGUAAUGCGCCUUAAAGUUGGUUGCCAAGCGCCAUAUAAAAUCAGAAAAAGAAGGCUGAAGGAGGAGAGAUUACUAGAAACUAACUCGGUUUACCCUUUUAUGUGUGGAUUAAUUGUCAGAGUAGAGGACCUUGUGCAUUUCAGGUAAAAUAACAACCCAGUGUUUAUAUCCCAGGACAAAUUAGCCUGCAACAGUAAGCUAGCUAGCUAUUGGCAAAAAUGUUUAAUACUUUUCGACCUGUCUCCCAAAUUAAUAUAGUUGGUCCAUGGCUUGUUUUGAUAUUUCAACCUGCGUGUCCUGAUUAGCGUCUGGUGUGGGGGGACAAAAUCAACAUACAAUGACGCACGCAGACGCACAUGCAGUCUGGUCAGCAUGUAACCUUAAGGGUGAUAACCCAAACCCCUAUCCCUUCUAGCCCAACCUUAGGGGUGACAACCUAAACCCCUAUCCCUUCUGGCCCAACCUUAGGGGUGACAACCUAAACCCCUAUCCCUUCUAGCCCAACCUUAGGGGUGACAACCCAAACCCCUAUCCCUUCUAGCCCAACCUUAGGGGUGACAACCCAAACCCCUAUCCCUUCUAGCCCAACCUUAAGGGUGACAACCUAAACCCCUAUCCCUUCUAGCCCAACCUUAGGGGUGACAACCUAAACCCCUAUCCCUUCCUCCCACACACUAAAGGAUCUAGAGCAUGCUUUAACUUGUUUAUGUCUUGUAUUAUGUUCUUUGGUUUUCACAUGUUACUCUCUUAUUUUAAUAAUAUGCAUCUUUCUAGGCUUUUUUUGUUGUUUGUACAUUUGCACAUUCUCAUGCUAUCCCAACUAUUUGCGUGACUUUUUGUAUUGACAUACGGUGCUAACAAAAUGAAAACAAAGAAAAGAAAAAGAAAGAAAAAACAAAACAGAAGAGGAAGAGGAGUAAUGUAAAAGAGAAGGAGGAAGGUGUGGAUGUUGACUUGGAUUAUACAGUCUAUAUAUAGAUAUAUAAACAAUAGAUGUGUGUGUAUAUAUACAAAUAUAAGUAUUCAUCAGCAUAUACUAAGUAGUUUCACUUUACUUUCAAGCUUUAUUUUUUUAUAUUCUUUUUCGAUAUAUUUUCCAGAUAUUAUUUUCUUUUGAUAUUUCAUCAAUACGUUUUUCUUCCAUUCCUCAACCCCGAGACAACCUGUCCUGUUGUCAUAGGUCAAACUUUAAACAGCUAGGUGACCUCAGUUCUAGAUAUCCCCAGCAGCAAAAACAAAGAGACUACGGCUUGAAUCCUAACUUCAGAUCUGCGUCCCUAAAUACAUUUUUCACAAUUCUGAUUGAUUUUAAUGCACAGAUUUCAUGUUAGUGUUCAGCCCAUAUAGAGAAACAAGGAAACUAUUGCAUUUCUUCAUUCCCUCUGUUCUAGAACGGUUCUAUGAUUUCAGAAUGGAUUGUGCAUCCUGUAUUCUAGGUUAUUCCAGACUGUAGUGUGAGCAGACCAGAUGAGGCAUCAUCCUGUAUUCUAGGUUAUUCCAGACUGUAGUGUGAGCAGACCAGAUGAGGCAUCAUCCUGUAUUCUAGGUUAUUCCAGACUGUAGUGUGAGCAGACCAGAUGAGGCAUCAUCCUGUAUUCUAGGUUAUUCCAGACUGUAAUGUGAGCAGACCAGAUGAGGCAUCAUCCUGUAUUCUAGGUUAUUCCAGACUGUAGUGUGAGCAGACCAGAUGAGGCAUCAUGCUCUAUUCUAUUCCAGUUGCCAAGUAUUGUUUCUGGUUACUUUUCCAUGAUCAUUGCCAACAGCUCUCUACUGCCAAACAUUUACAUUACCAUGUGCCUGAGGGGGGAGGGGGAGAGAGACUGUCAUACGGUUUCAUCAAAGAGGUGCGCACGCGUGUCAAGAGAACACGGGUCUCAUUGCGCCUCCAGUGUGUGUGUGUGUGUGUCGAUGGUAUGUUUUGUUUUUGUGCAUGUGUUUGUCUUAGGGUGUAUCUCCAGAGAUUACACCUACAAACUUUUAUUGCCUUGCGUUGUAGACUACAGCAUUCCAGUACAGUCUGUGUGAGUGUGUUGCUUCUUAGCCAAGUCUUUCUGCAGUAUCUGAGCUUUUCAGCUUCUUGUGUUAUUAUUCCGCCUUCUGUUACAGUCCUCCAUAGUGUUAUAAUAUACGGCUGUCUCAAAUGACACCCUAUUUUUGUAUACGGGGAAUAGUGACAUUUUAGAUGAGUUCUGUGUUUUAAAUGACACCCUAUUCCAUAAAGUGCACUACCUAUGGAAUGCCAUUUGGGAUGCAGAUAGUGUCAUAACCAGGACCUUGCCCAUAGCCUCCUGCUUUACAGAAGCAGUCUGAUGUACUGUCAAAUUGUGUCAAGGUAAGCAUGUUCUGGCCUAUUUGUGAUACCAUGCCUUCAGAGUACAGCAGAGUGGUGGUGUAGUGUUAAAAAGUGGUGUCCGUUGGGAAAAUGUUACCCCGUGCCAGGCCCAAAAACAUUUCUAACCUGUUCUGUACUGUGAUAAUGGUCUGAGUCUGAUGGUACCCCAACACACACGCUUGACUGUUGCCAUAACAACCCUUGACAUGGGUGUGGCAAAGUGCACCUGUAUUCACAAAGCGUCUCAGAGUAAGUGCCUCGCUAAUAACAGAAGCCUUUGAAACCAUAAUGAAUACGAGCGGGGACCUGAUCCUAGAACACCACUCCUACUGAGACACUAUGUGAAUACAGGCCCAGCAUACGAGAAAGAGGAAGGUAGCAUUGUUUUUGAUUGUGGCUGUACAGAACGCGUUCUGGAGUCUGUGCCAGGUUUUCAGUACUUGGAAGCCUUGGCUCCAGCGCAUUUUGGCGAGGGGACAGAGACCAGAGUUUGCGAUCUGUCAAACACUUAUAAACCUGGCCUCUCCCCGCAGAGAUGCAGGUCACUAUGGUUACAGUUUAAAAGGGAGCCUGACAGUAUUACACAGCGGGGAUGUGAGGAGUACAGUACAAGCGUGUGUGAGGGGGACUAUUCUGAUAUAUUGUGUACAGUGAAUGUAUUGUAAUGUGUGUCAAGUGCGUUUAAAUUAUAUUUUCAUAUGUUAAGUGGAGAACAAUGUUUCCUAUUUGUACGGAGGCAACAGAGGGUGUGAGGAAGGAGACCUGUGUACUAUAUCAAACUGUUUUUACAUAAGCUGCUGCUUCAUAAAUGUGAACACUAUUACAUAAAAAAUAAAGAGAACAUUAGCCA
Oncorhynchus mykiss (rainbow trout) is the source of this 4540-nucleotide messenger RNA. RefSeq names its product juxtaposed with another zinc finger protein 1. The record is from RefSeq and is a predicted model, not a curated record. NCBI's taxonomy places the organism in Eukaryota, Metazoa, Chordata, Actinopteri, Salmoniformes, Salmonidae. Gene Ontology annotation, cellular component: nucleus.